AUGUUGACUCUCAAUGGAAUAAUACGGCGUGUGCCCCCGUUCACUGGAUUCACACGGGGGUUCUACACGCCAGAGCAACACCACAAGAGCAGUGCCAAACACAUCUUUCUAAUCUUUGGUGGUCUCUUUACUAUCUUACUGUUGUUUUCUUUAAUCAAAUCUGACAAGCCCAUGCACCCAAACGACGAACAAAAGCUCUUCCUUCAGAUGGCUGUGACAUUCUUUGACGAGGUUAGCGUAGUUGCUGGGUAUUUUGGUCUGUCGAGUCUAGCCGCAGUAGCGUUUGGACAAGUUGCCUUCAUAUGUUCGUUAUUCUUGUCUGCGCUUAUUCUUGUUGCCUGCCUACCCGCGGCUGAAAUUCGACGUCGUCGUAAGACUCAACGAGAGAAACUCCACCUGGAUUUCAUCGCGGGACUAGAAAAGAGCAACGACCCAGCCACCGGAAACGCUCUUGACAAUGUGGCUCUCUUUGCCGUUUACCAGAAAUCCGAAGACCCAAUCUCAACCAAAAUCAUUGAAGCCGCCUUGAAGAAAGCUUUUCAAGUCGCUGAUCAAGUCUAA
Arabis nemorensis is the source of this 561-nucleotide messenger RNA. Lineage: Eukaryota; Viridiplantae; Streptophyta; Magnoliopsida; Brassicales; Brassicaceae. The record is from the annotation of a GenBank genome assembly.